ACCACCACUGCCACCUUCCUCUCCUUCCUCCUCCUUCGCCGCGCGCCCGCCUACCUCCUGCUCCUGCUCCUGCUCCUGCUCCUGCUCCUCCUCUUACAAAUACCCACCACCACCACAGUGACGCCGCCGCCCCGUCGUCCCGGUCGAAGCCACCACACAACACCAGCAGCGACGCUUUGCGUUGCGUAGCUAUAGCCUAUAGCACUGGAGACCGCCGCCGCCGCCGGACACGCCGCGCCAGAGCAGUCUUCUAUACAGGACCUUGAUUCUGCCGUUAGUGAUACCAUGGAUGUGUCUUAUGAGAAGUUUGCUGAUCCAUCAAACUCGGACCUGCCUAGCGCUGUUGAUGUUGAGCAAUCUGAAAAUGGCAGCUCUGAACAUUUGGGAUCUGCAGUUGUCAAGGGAGCUACUGGAAAUGAAGGUUAUUCAGGCAUCGAAAGUUCUGAGCAGACCGAUGAUGAGUUGGCUGGAGAUGAAGGCUCUCUUGUUAAUGUUGAAAAUAGUGCUGAUAAACAAGAGAACCAGGAAACGGUUCCAAUGGAAGAAACAGCAAUGAGUGAUGGCACUUCGAUCACAUCGAUGGAAGAUGCACUGGAACCGAAUAAUGAUCUCCCAUCAGAGCCUGAAGAUAUGAGCAACCACACUCCUGAUCCAUCAAAUGGUAAAUCUGUCAAUGGAAAUCGUAAUGUAUUCCAAAGUGCAAAGAGGGUGUUGACUUCAACGAAGACGAAAACUCCAUCUGCAACUACACGGAAGCCACUACAAUCUACUAACAGAGGUAAUCAGGAUGAUGCGAAAUCAUCAGUUGGAAAGGCCACAGUUCCAUCAGGCCCAGUUUUCCGUUGUACUGAACGUGCCGAGAAACGCAGAGAAUUUUAUAUGAAGUUGGAGGAGAAGCAUCAAGCUAUGGAGGAAGAGAAGAUUCAGUUGGAGGCUAAGUUGAAGAAAGAGCAGGAGGAGGCUCUGAAGCAGCUGAGAAAGAGCCUGACCUUCAAAGCCAACCCGAUGCCAAGCUUCUACCACGAGGCGACGCCGUCCCCCAAGGCCGAAUUCAAGAAGCUGCCCACGACCCGGCCCAAGUCGCCGAAGCUGGGUAGGAGGAAGACGACGACGACGACCUCCAUGGAGACGUCCAACUCCUCGUCGGAGAGCGAGGGCGCCACGAGGCCGUGCUGCCGCGCCAGCCGCGACGGCCUCGACAGCAACUGCAAAUGCAGCGGCGCUAGCAGAAGCAAGGCCGGGCCCAAGAAACAGCAGCAGCAGCCGAAGCACCGCGCCCACAAGAUCGCCGCCGGCGAGGGCGCCAUCAACAUCGCCGUGCACUAGCCGCGAGUUUCUUUCCGGUGAUGGCGAUGGCGUGCAAAUUUUCUUCUAAGUUAUGAGAGUGCUUUGACGGCUUGUGGAUUUUGUGUAGAUAAUAAUAAGUUAUGGUGACGAUGAACGAACGAACAGGGGCUCGAUCUGCUGCCACGAGUGAAUUGAAGCCGGUCACUCAGUCAGACAGAGGUGGUUGUGUUUAUUGUUUGUGUUGUUUAUUUAUGCUAAUCUUAUUUAAGUUGCUGUUGAGGAUGGCCAUGGCCUGCACAUUGUCACUGUGCAGUGCUGUUUGUUUUCUUAAUGUAAUUUAUUAUGGGGAGUGGUAAGAAAGAUUGAGUGUUGGAUGUAACUUGUACAAACGAAAACAAGGGUUUGUUGGUGGUGAUGGCAGUACUAUUUAUCUGAAUGAAUGAACUAUGCUCACUCGCUGCA
Sorghum bicolor (sorghum) is the source of this 1749-nucleotide messenger RNA. Its product is annotated as protein WVD2-like 1. Gene Ontology annotation, molecular function: microtubule binding. The record is from RefSeq and is a predicted model, not a curated record. The transcript has 6 exons. NCBI's taxonomy places the organism in Eukaryota, Viridiplantae, Streptophyta, Magnoliopsida, Poales, Poaceae. The coding region runs from base 286 to 1326 and encodes 346 amino acids. Gene Ontology annotation, biological process: microtubule cytoskeleton organization.